Messenger RNA from Morchella importuna, 819 nucleotides. RefSeq lists its product as uncharacterized. NCBI's taxonomy places the organism in Eukaryota, Fungi, Ascomycota, Pezizomycetes, Pezizales, Morchellaceae. The record is from RefSeq and is a predicted model, not a curated record. Bases 1 to 819 code for a protein of 272 amino acids. The transcript has 3 exons.
AUGCCCAAACCCUUACUCCGUCUCUUUAGCGGCGGUGCACCCCCUCCCCCUCCCCCGCCUCCUCCACCUCCUCCGCCGCCCCAACAACACCAGGCAAACACUCCAGACCGGAGCACUUUAAACGCCGACAUCACGCGCGGCAUCCGUCUCCGAAAAACCGUGACCCGCGACCGCAGCGGCUUAGAUGGCAACAUCAGCAGCGCGAGCAGCAGCUGCUUCCGCGGCGACAGGGCGGAGGUUGAUGCGGCGGGGGACGGGGCGCCGCAGCUGGCGGGUAUGUUUGCAGGUGGGAUACCGAAGUUGAAGAGUCGUGGGGGUGUGGCAACUGGAGAUCAUCGUCGUAUAUUUCUUCUCCGGGGCGGUCAGCCUCUCCGAGUGCCCCGGCAGCCCCGGCAAUUUCUACAGUGCCUACAGUACCUCCUCGGCCCAUACCCUCCAGCUCCUCUAGCUCCGCCUCCAGCCCUUCAGUCCAGCGGCACCCGCCUCCCAUUCCGGCAAACCGCCCCAAUUCUGCCUCUCACUACCGCAGUGCACCCAUCUCACCGCCUCUACCCACCUCCGCACCUCCCCGUCCGCUCGGUUUCCGCAAAACCUCCGCCCCGCUCCUCUCUGAAACAGGGCGCCUCAAUACCUCUACCUCGCACCUCAGACCUCCCGCGCCCCGUGCCCCUCAUCACUCCCCACAUCCUCGUCCACAAGUCCGCAGAUGAGGCCCGCUGUUGUCGCGGCCAGAAAAGCGACAGGCGACAUGUAUGCGGGCCGCACGCCGCCAGAGCCGCCGUCGAGGCCGGCUCCGCGCGGGAGGCGCGAGAGGACUAG